UGGCGAAAUGACAAUGGAGGAAUAGAUGUGUUACAAUUUCCUCACAGGACAGGGAACACAUUACAUAAACACCCGUCGUCAUAUUGCUAAACUACUCUAAUCCCUCCCUUGUGCAGAAAAGUCAGAGACACCCUACUAGCUAGCACUAGCAGGUCCAAAUUGCUUCGUUCUCGUUCCCUAUAAAUUCAGAUCAGACGAGAGACAGCCGCGGAUUCACCAUCCAUCAGCUACCAGAUAUCGAUCCAGUGCACUGCAUCUGCAUCAUCGAUCGCUUGGGGCUUUGGCUUGCAUACAGAUGGCCCUGACGCUCGCGCCGGAGCUGGAGUCGACGGCGGCGGGCAGCAACUACAGCCACAGCAGCGACAGCGGCAGCGGCAGGCGCGAGCACAUGUUCGAGAAGGUGGUGACACAGAGCGACGUGGGGAAGCUGAAUCGGCUGGUGGUGCCCAAGCAGUUCGCAGAGCGGCACCUGCCGCUGCGCGGCGCGGCGGCCAGGUCGCGGGGCACGGUGCUGUGCUUCCACGACGCCCGCAGUGGCGGGACGUCGCCGGCGGCGUGGCGGUUCCGCUACUCCUACUGGAGCAGCAGCCAGAGCUACGUGAUGACCAAAGGGUGGAACCGCUACGUCCGCGACAAGCGCCUCGUGGCCGGGGACACCGUCACGUUCUGCCGCGACGGCGCAAGGCUCUUCAUCGACUGCCGCCACCGGCAGAGGCGGAGUAGUCGUCGUACCGGGGAGCAGGGCGCGGCGGUGCCGCAUGCGGUCGUCGUCCCGGCGGCGAUGCUCGCCGCCUUGCCACCGGUAACACUACGGCACCAGCAGCCGCAGGGCUUGGUUGUCUUCUCCGGCCAGCACCAGCAGCAGGCAGAUCAGGAUGCAGUUGUCGUGGAAGACGAAGAAGAAGAGGAGGAGGCCCAGCGGCAGCGCGGGCGGUGGCUCCGGCUGUUCGGCGUCAACCUGCUGGAGCUUCGUACGGAGGCGCCGGUGCUGCUUGAUCUGCAGCUUAUUUGACGACGAUGUAGAUUAGUAAUUUACACCCUCGCAUGAAUGCGUGCGUUGCCAAAAGCCAGAAAUUAAUAAUAAUAUAAAUUACAGGGAUUUUUUUACAUGUAUAUAUAUGGAU
Molecule: messenger RNA, 1124 nt
Organism: Sorghum bicolor (sorghum)
Lineage: Eukaryota; Viridiplantae; Streptophyta; Magnoliopsida; Poales; Poaceae
Product: B3 domain-containing protein Os06g0107800
Exons: 1
Coding region: 296-1012 (238 amino acids)
Molecular function (GO): DNA-binding transcription factor activity; DNA binding
Source: RefSeq, a predicted model, not a curated record